AUGGUGCCCUUCCGGGCUUCUCAGCACCACCGACGAAGCCUCCGCGACCUCGAUGCCGGAAACGACGCCAGCAGACUCCAACGGGAGGAGCGCAGCACCUACAACGUCGUCAUGACCUUCCCAGUACAUCCCCUUGGCGCCAUGCAGGGGCCCUUCGAGGAGUCGAUGCUCGAUGCCACUGGAGGGACCGGCUUUGUUCCCUUUAAGAAGCCCAAAAAGACCAUCGAGCAGCGCCAGCACAUGCUCUGCCGAGAACAUGAUGCGCCAGAGCUUACUUGGAACUUCACUUACAACUGCCAUUGGCGCAACAAGUCCAAGGGCAAAUACCAUCCCCUGUUAAAGACGGUCGCCCAGAUCAUCUUUGGUGUGCAUUUGUUGCAUCAACACCUGGAGAAGUCGGUUGCCGACGUGGCCGACAUCUUGCUAAAGCAUGUUAACGAGCUCGACAGCUUUUUGCAACGAGCAAACGAGGAUAUUGAAGGAAGCUUGAAGGAUAUGCUGUUCCGGAGAAAGUGCUUGAAGGUUCCCAUGGAGCACGUCAACGAGUUCGACCGCCUUCUCGACGAUCGCACGUAUCGCUUCCAGCUUCUCGAGGGCAAUGUCACCAUCGAGCGAACCAUCAAUCGCAUGUCGCAAAUGCUCAACGAUUACUUGGUGGACAUUAAUACGUUCCAGAAGGCCAACCAGCAGCUCGACGCCUAUCUCCUUCAAAUAGGACACAACUGGACAGCAUUGGAUGGAGACAUUGGGCGUAUCUACUCAGCCAUGUGCGGGAAUACUGGAGGCUGGGCACAGUUCCUGCAGAGUUUGGUUGCGAAAGCCGAAAAGCUGGGCGUUGUCCUCGUACAAGUGAGCAGCUAUUGCAACGAGAUUGAGAAACGGUGCGGAGCUGCUAGCCGCCGUAGUAUGGAUGAGGAAGAGGAAGAGGAAGAGGAGGAUGAUGAGGACCGACGACUAACGCUAAGGCAGCAGGACAUCUACGUACCACCUUCUGGUACGGACGAAACAUCUGGGCAGCAUUACCGUAGCUCCUCGGGCGGCAUUGACCGGCGAUCAGAAGAUGUACAAAUAGUCCUUCACCAGGAUAUCGACGAAAAAGAAGUGCUGGUGCACAGCCCGCCACUGACGGGUAAGGACUCAGCCUAUUCUUCUGUUUCCGGUACAUCGUAUGCGUCUCCAACGUCAAUGCAUCCCCGCUCGGCGUCAGCGCAGUCUUCAUCACAUCCGCGUGCGCAAUUCGGGCUGUUCCCCAGUAGCGGUCCAAGCACACCUAAACAUUCGAUGUCAGGUCGCUACGGCGCUGUUUCCCCUGCGUUAACCGCUCGGCGGACACCCGAACCGGCGUCUCCCCUCGUUCCUCCGCGCGCUUCAACCUCUCUCGAUAAUCAUCUUCCUUCGUCGCGUAAUCUUUUGUUGAAGAAGUCGAGUCUUUCGUCGCUGAAGCGUCUGUUUAGCAAGAAAAAGCACAACUCUGUAGACACCAUUGUAGAGUGA
Molecule: messenger RNA, 1494 nt
Organism: Paraphaeosphaeria sporulosa
Lineage: Eukaryota; Fungi; Ascomycota; Dothideomycetes; Pleosporales; Didymosphaeriaceae
Exons: 3
Coding region: 1-1494 (497 amino acids)
Source: RefSeq, a predicted model, not a curated record